AUGCUGGAGGCAGACUCAGACCCCGGUGCUUCUGUGCCUGGGGAAGGGGAGAUGGAUGUGGGGAGCAGAGACCUGCAGUCUGAAGUGCUGCGGCUGAGCCUUGAGCUUCAGGAGGCCACAGAGGAGAAACUACAGGCUGCUCGAUAUGGCCUAGUGGUCCUGGAGGAAAGCGCUGCCCUGAAGAUAAAGCACAGGCAGCUGGAAGAAGAGCAUGAAAUCCUGAGAGUGGAGCUUCAACAGUUAAGAGAGGCGUUUGCAGACUCUGUAAGCAGCCAAAAGCGCGCAGCUGCAGAUGGAGAGUGCCGUGAGGAGAACUUGCUGCAGGAAACUGCCUCCAAGGAGGCUGCCAUGGCAACCCGCAUGGAGGAGAUUCAGGCAGAACUGAAACAGACUCGACUCGCUCUGGGUAACGCGCACGCUGAAAUAGACCGACUGGCCGUCCUGUCCUCUCAUUUAAAAAAGCAGUGUGAAUGUCUGGAGGCAGAGAAAGGCCACCUGAGAGACGAGAUGAAGGAGUUUAAAGUCAGAGAACUGCGUCAGCUACAGGACACUGGUGAACUAGAGGAAGAAAACACAUCGUUACAAAAACAGGUUUCUGUGCUGAAGGAGAACCAGGUGGAGUACGAGUCCAUGAAGCUGGAGCUGAGCCACAAGAACGAGGAGCAGGAAGAUCUGAAGGCGCAGCUGGACGAGGCGGCGCGGCUGAAGGAGAUUGCGGAGCGGCAGCUGGACGAGGCCCUGGAGGCUCUGAGUGAAGAGCGGGAGCAGAAGAACUGUCUGCGCAGAGAGCUGUCGGCCCUGACCCUCAACCCCUUUGAAUCCAACCUGGAGCUGCACCUGGAGCGCCUGGAGGAUAGUCCUGAGGAGGGUCAGGGCGGAGAGGUUGAGGGAGAAGAGCAGGACUCUGUCUUUAACAACAGUCCUGGUUCUGCUCCCGGUUCUGCUCACCCUCCUCACUCUGGAGGCUCCAAGAGUAAUGGCCUCGUCCGCCGCUCAGGGCCACGCCGAGCCCCAGCCUCAGGCCUCGUGUCUGACCUCCUAAGCGAGCUGCACUUUUCUGACAGUCAGAAACUAAAACAGCAACUUUUACAGGUAGAACGAGAGAAGUCUAGCCUGAGCAGUAAAGUGGAGGAGCUGCAGAUGCAGCUGGUGAUGUCCAAACAGGCUCUGAGUCAGCACGAGGACAAAGUGGAAGCUCUCAGCCGAGAGUUGGAGGCAGUGAAGAACGGCACACGUCCCAACACAGAGGGACAUAAUGAGUCUGAGAAUGGAGAAGUCUUUGACUAUGAAGUGGAUACAAAGAGUAAGGAAGUGCUGGAAGCCAGGAUGCGAGCGUCCAGUGAAGAACUGUUAAAACUCCGAGAUGAGCUUUCUCAAGCAGAAGCUCGAUACAACACAUUAGAACAGAGAUACAAGCAGGAGAAGGAGCGCUGGAGGUCCGAGGCCCAAGAGCUCGCCGACAAGAUCCGGCAGUGCAUCAAGUCCAGUAAACAAGACCAGGAGCGCAUCACGGAGCUGGAGAAGGAGAUCGGGGCGACCAGGAAAGUAGCUAUAGAUUCAGAGGGGCAUUUGAGCGUGGCCCAGGAGGAGCUGCUGGCCUUCUCAGAGGAGCUGUCCAACCUCUAUCACCACAUCUGUGUUUGCAACAACAUCACACCCAAAAGAGUGACUCUGGAUUACUACAGAGGAGGUGGGGGCAGCGGGCGGAGGCUCGCCCACCCUCAGCACAGUGUCCAGAAGAAGAGGCCGGAUGAGACCUUCAUCUCCAAAGCCGCUGCACUGCAGUUCAUGGGCGAGGUGGACAGCUGCGGGGCCAGUGGAGAAUCCUCCAGCUGCCCAGGGUCUCCCACCCUCGACUUCAGGGACCCUUCAAACGUCCGCAACCUGGUGGCCGUCAUACGCUGCCAAAUCAAGCACCUUCGGGUGGCAGUGGAUGUGUGUCGUCAGAGGGGGGCGAUGCCGUACUCUGGGCUCAGUGCCAGUGUGGAGGCUGAGCGCGACUCAGAGAGCCUGAUGGAGGAAGUACUGAAACUCAAGUCUCUCCUCAGCACCAAGAGAGAGCAGAUCGCUACUUUGAGAACAGUCCUCAAGGCCAACAAGCAGACUGCGGAGCUGGCUUUGUCCAAUCUGAAAACAAAGUACGAGACGGAAAAGGGCAUGGUGUCAGAAACCAUGGUGAAACUGCGGAAUGAACUCAAAGCUCUCAAAGAAGAUGCUGCCACCUUCUCCUCACUCCGAGUCAUGUUCGCCAGUCGGUGUGAUCAGUAUGUCACUCAGCUGGACGAGAUGCAGAGGCAGCUGGCAGCAGCAGAGGAUGAGAAGAAGACCCUGAACUCUCUGCUGCGGAUGGCCAUUCAGCAGAAACUGGCACUGACGCAGCGUCUGGAGGACCUGGAGGCCCCCAUGUCUCCUCACAGUCUGAACAGCAGUCCGCGCCGCUCCCGCACUAAGGAGCUGGCCACAAAGUCUGGCCGUGCCCCACGCAGUCCCAGAGGAAGCCCUGGACGGCCCCCAGCGAGAAGCAGCCCUAGAGCCAGUCCUGUCCCCGGCAGCAGUGUCCCAGCCAUGGCCACUCACCACCUCCGAGCUCUGACCCGGAGUCUGCACACAAGCCCACGCUGA
This is a messenger RNA of Knipowitschia caucasica, 2622 nucleotides long. The record is from the annotation of a GenBank genome assembly. NCBI's taxonomy places the organism in Eukaryota, Metazoa, Chordata, Actinopteri, Gobiiformes, Gobiidae.